AUGGCGGACACGUGUGGACAGGUUUUGCUGGGGUCGGGGCUGACUGUCCUCUCUCAUCCGCUCAUGUACAUCAAAGUUCUCAUACAGGUUGGACAUGAGCCACUUCCGCCAACUUUAGGCAGGAACCUGUUCGGCCGGCAGGUGUACCAGCUGCCUGGCCUGUUUGCCUAUGCAAAACACAUAGUGAAGAUCGACGGUAAAUCCGGUCUGUUUAAAGGUCUGGUUCCAAGGCUCUGCGCUGGUACUUUGGGGACAGUGGUGCACAGCCAAGUGGUGCAGAAAUGCCACGAGAACGACAAUGUCCGGCUACCUGGCGGCCCACAGAAAUCUCAAGCUGGUUCCUUGGAGCAUGUUGUGAAUGAGACGACCAAAGAAAUGAUCGCUCGCUCCUGUGCCACAGUUGUCACACAUCCUUUUCACGUGAUAACAUUAAGAUGCAUGGUGCAGUUUAUUGGCAGAGAAACAAAGUACAGUGGUAUCUUUGACUCUGUUGUCACCAUCUACAGAGAAGAGGGUGUUCUUGGGUUCUUUGCCGGCCUGAUCCCUCGUCUGCUGGGAGACGUCCUGGCGCUCUGGAUCUGUAACAUGCUGGCUCACUUCAUCAACACUUACGCCAUUGACGAUUCGAUGAGUCACACCGGGGAAAUGAAGAACUGCUCUCAGGCCGUGACGGGGUUCUUUGCCAGUAUGCUCACCUACCCCUUUGUUCUGGUGUCUAACCUAAUGGCCGUAAAUAACUGUGGACUCUCCGGAGGACUGCCUCCUUAUGCUUCUGUGUAUCCCAGUUGGAUCGACUGCUGGAGGCAUCUAAGCAGAGAGGGCAACAUGAGCAGAGGAAACAGCUUAUUUUUCCGGAAACUUCCAGCGGGAAAGAUGUACGCGCUGGAGCAGAAGAGAUUUUUUUAA
This is a messenger RNA of Knipowitschia caucasica, 906 nucleotides long. The record is from the annotation of a GenBank genome assembly. Lineage: Eukaryota; Metazoa; Chordata; Actinopteri; Gobiiformes; Gobiidae.